Cucurbitaria berberidis CBS 394.84 is the source of this 1628-nucleotide messenger RNA. RefSeq lists its product as uncharacterized. Bases 1 to 1458 code for a protein of 485 amino acids. The transcript has a single exon. The record is from RefSeq and is a predicted model, not a curated record. NCBI's taxonomy places the organism in Eukaryota, Fungi, Ascomycota, Dothideomycetes, Pleosporales, Cucurbitariaceae.
AUGAUCACCAGCCAGGGCCUUAAGUCAACUCAGCUUAGUGACCACCUGGCCGACACAGCCGUUUACAUGAACUUGAUACCUGAUAUUGAUAAGCGCAGCACGAGGGGAAUAGACGCUCGCAAGGAGCUUUACCGGCGAGAAGAACAGAGGAAUCCGGAUGUUGAUACGCAUAUCAAGCUGAUAUGUCGAAGAUUCGCCGAGUACGACGAUGAGGCUCAACAUGGAAAAGAGCAGACCAGCCGAGAUGUGUCCGAGGCACUCACAGGCCCGAUACCUGCUUCCAAUGCAACUAAUGACGUUGCGAAGCCACAUGAGUCGCUUAUUGCAGUCCGGUCAACGAAAAAGAAGAAGAGAAGGUCGAAGAAAAACAAGAACGCGAAGAAGUCAUUGGAGCCUGUUGUCGAAGAAAGUAUCUCCUCUGUUAGCGUUCCAGUAUUAAGUCACCAGUCUACGACGGAGCUACAAGGUUCUUCUUCAGAUGCAAUCGAGCACGAAGCAGCUGAGAAGAGGGACGACUCAGCAGUGGAAACUGAUGACUCCAUAUUCCGCUCACCUACACCAGUGGAUGAAUGCGUGUCAGCGGAAGAGCGCAACGUGAUUAUGACUAAUACCAUCGAGGCCGUUGAGCCUGGAUCAUCAAUAUUCGACUUCGUACCGGUAGUGGAUCAUGCAAGGACUGGAAUAGAAUCGGAGAAGGUCUUAGAAGCAGCCUAUCAAUGGGAUUCUGACGACUGGCAAAUAGUGCUUAAUCGCAAAAUUCAGCGGAAGCAGGCUCGGGACAAACGAGCGUCGAAGAGGCAGCUUGAGUCAAAUCAGCAGCACCAAGUGAUUGAGGACCCAACUACUCCGUCAAUUAAAGCCGUGGGACCGCCACCCAGUGUGCAAAAAGUUCAGACUCAACAAAGGAGCGGUGAAGGAGACAGCAAAUCGACGACAGAUUUGUCCGAUUCUGACAGGGAAACGUUGUCAUUGUGCAAUACGCCUCCAGCAACUCCUGAAGGCCCCGAUGAGCAAUGCAUUUACGAAAGCCUCCCUGCAUUCUCACACCUCGUUGAAGCCAUUAAACAAGAUCAAGGACCAGAUGAUCGAGCGCUGUUGUGUACAGACCCUGCGACGUCUACAGCGGAAUCAUUGUACGUUUGCGACACAGACAUCGCCCCGCUACCGACACCAGAGAAUGAUGCGCCGCAGACAUCAAGCCUGCCUAGCCCACCACUAUGUGAAGCAGGGACUACGCCUGUCGAUGACACGGAGGCCUCUAGGUCGACGAGUCCGCAGUCGGAGACUCCAGAUAUCAAGGAGUGGUUAGAAAGCAUGUACAAGCGCACUAUGGCAGAUCUUAGUCAAGAAAGCAUUGAGACUAUGUUGUGGCGGCCUACGGCAGGGAAGGAAGUCAAGGGUCGUGGGUUCCUUAACCGUGUAGAGGUGGUGUCUGAGCGGAUGAGCUUUUGGUAUUGAUACUGCUUGUUUGAAGGCUGUGUUGCGGAUGAUGGAGCAGUAGGUAGUGAAACGAAGAACAUCAGUGUCUUCAUGCCUAUCACGUCUGUUUGUGUAGUCUUGUAAACAAGUAUUGCACCAUUGUUGGAAAAGCGCAGGGUCAUUGGCUGCUCCGUUGGCAGUUCAUAACU